Aspergillus calidoustus is the source of this 2068-nucleotide messenger RNA. The record is from the annotation of a GenBank genome assembly. NCBI's taxonomy places the organism in Eukaryota, Fungi, Ascomycota, Eurotiomycetes, Eurotiales, Aspergillaceae.
CAAAGAACACCCCAGCCUCCAGAGCCCAAUAGAAACGCAUUCUAAUUUGCCAUGUCUGGCCGAGUCUUUCAUCUCAUUCCAUACUUGAACUUGGCUGUCCCAGUCACUGUCUCUGAAACACCUUCUCCUAUCAUCUCCCGCCGGCUGGUGGAAGAUUCAGGAUAACACUCACAAGAUAGAAUUUUCGACUACUCACUUCUCGCAUGAUACUCUCAAAAGAGAAGAGAAGCUGAGAUGGCUACUGUUUCUAUUGCCAUGAAAUCAACUGCACAAUCCCCCGAAAAUGUCAUGGAGCGACUCUGGCAAGACGCUUUGCGCCACCUCGGAUCUACGAAUAACGAAGUCCUCCUACCAACCAACGUGGUGGACGUGAUCGGCCAGAACAAUGUCGAAGAAAUAAAAUCACGUCUUUGUGCUCUCCUAGGUGCUCCCGUCGUGGCCUUUAUUGACGAAUCCAUCAAUGCACUCCGUGUUAUGCGCACACCGGCAUUCUCGGGCACCACAAUUUCUGUUGCGUCUCAUCAAGGUAUGGCGGGAGUCAAAUCAGUUGAAGCUCCUGGGAAACCAAGAGCAGCAAUUGCGAAACCUCCCAAGAUUCCUCGGCCUCCCAAUGCUUUCAUUCUCUAUCGGCAACACCACCAUCCUAAAGUGAAAGAGGCAUACCCUGACCUCUCUAACAACGAAAUAUCGGUCAUUCUAGGGAAGCAAUGGAAGUCGGAGCCCGAUGAAGCCAGACUACGCUUCAAGAGUAUGGCCGAAGAGUUCAAAAAGAAACAUGCCGAAGAAUACCCAGACUACCAAUAUACUCCACGAAAGCCUUCUGAGAAGAAACGCCGUGCAACCUCUCGCCAGUCUCCUAAGUCUAAGCGCUCCAUACCUCUCGAAUCUCCGCCCUCGAUUGCAGCACCGUCACCAAGCGCAUUCACCCCUUCGAUGUACUCCGAAUUGCAGGGCAAUGAUACUAUGAUAGAGGGAUAUCCUAAUCCUCUAGAUAACUUCGAUAACUUGAAUUUUAUGAUCGAUUCAGGUGCCUUGGCUGAUGAACACACCGGUUACGACAUGAACUCAUUCGACGCUCUACUCCACCAGGCUCCGAACGACUAUGGUAGGGGAACGUUCUUUCAACAUCUAGGUAUCGCUGAUCAAUCUAUUGGAGACUCUUUUGAAUUUCCUGAUUAUGCAGCUAAUUGUUUUUGAAGUCGAACAUCUAUCUUGUUUUCGUCUGGCAUUUCUCUCUCCUUGUAUUUGAACUGUUCUCAUCUGUCUUCACGCCUUCGAUACCUUUCCCUUUUGUGUUAUCUCAUCAACAUCCCACGCUUAGAGCCUUGCAGGCUACAAGCCUCGGUGAUAUGACUGAUGGAGUUCUACGCUACUUGAACCGGAGGAGCUGACCUUGUGUGUUUGCCCACGAUGUGUUAUACUAAAUUACUUUCAAGCAACAUCUGCCAAAUCACAAGGAUUGUGUACCACAAGAAAGUGCUGUUUUCCAAAGUGUAUGAAAAUCUAGAAGAUCACAGUCCAAUGGCAGAGUACUGGCCCCUUCGUGGGCUUCGUAGACUGCAUUGGUCUGACAGAUGCAUUUCGGUCUGCAUUCGAGAGCCGGCUGCGGUGUUGAAGAUGAAGUAGCAAGGGUAGUCGUCGAGGAUACUCCCAUUAUGGCUCCCUUGAAGCUUCGAGUUGUAUUCAAAGUGAAGCAGUGUGGCACGUUUUGAUCAGACGACCACGCUGUAGCGAGACGCCCAAAGCAGGGAUUCGUUUCUCAGCAGUAGUCGAUUCUUUUGCGGACGACGAAGUGUACUUCAUACACAGAGGGAUUCCUCCACUGUACGGAGUAGGCCAGCUGUGUCCGACAAACUCAGGGAAAAGAAAAGAAAAACGAUGUCGCCGAUCGCAGUAGUGUGUGUGGAAAGGGGGUUAACAACCAAGUCAUCAUCGCUGGAGAAAAAAAAAAAGAAGAAAAACAUACAACAGUAGGGAUUCGCAUGUGGUCACCCACCAUACUACUAACCUACCGGCGUGUGGCUUAAGUACGGCUGAGCGGACGGGAAGCCCUGUUCUCCACACCCUG